AUGCAGUGUAUUUAGGACAGUGAGUUUAGAAGGUGUAGAUUUGUUUCCACCUCUCCCAGGUGACAGUGAGAGCACAGCUGCUGGUCUCUAUGCAACCAGGUCUGUCUGCAGUCUCUCUCUCUCUCUCUCUCUCUCUCUCUCUCUCUCUCACACACACACACACACACACACACACACACACACGCUGGAAUUCGAUAGCAGUGCAGAGCUCGACGCUAUGGCAAGAACCAAGCAGUCCGUCCGUGAGUCCACCGGUGGCAAGGCACCAAGGAAGCAGCUCGCCACUAAGGCUGCCCGCAAGAGCGCGCCGGCUACCGGCGGCGUGAAGAAGCCUCAUCGUUACAGGCCUGGCACCGUGGCUCUGAGGGAGAUCCGCCGUUAUCAGAAGUCUACUGAGCUGUUCAUCCGCAAGCUGCCCUUCCAGCGCCUGGUGAGAGAAAUCGCUCAGGACUUCAAGCCCGACUUGCGUUUCCAGAGCUCGGCCGUCAUGGCCCUGCUGGAGGCGAGCGAGGCAUAUCUGGGGUGUCAGUUCGAGGACACCAACCUGUGCGCUAUCCACGCCAAGAGAGUGACCAUCAUGCCCAAGGAUAUUCAGCUGGCCCGCCGUAUUCGCGGAGAACGCGCUUAAACCACAACUCCGUCUAAUAUACGCACAGUCCAGCUCACUGUCUCAGAAAAAUGAGCAAGUCUUCAUUCUUUGGCUGUUUAAAUAUUUAUAAUGUGGUAAAGGGAAAGGAAAUGUAUAAAUAGUAUAUGUGUAGAUAUGGAUGAUUUAUAUUUCCAUAAACAUUAUACAUAGGUUUCUAAAUGUAUGUUAUGUAUAUUGUAUAAUGUGUGUAUCUGUGUAUCCAUAUUCACUUGCCUUUCUUUUCUGUUUAGAAAUUAUAAGAGUUAUUUACCAUUUCCAUGUCAAGUACUGAAUAUAUCUUAUUUAAAAAUGGGAUACUACUACUAUUAUUACUACUACUUUAUUUUUAUAAUAAUAAUAAUAAUAAUAAUAAUAAUAAUAAUAAUAAUAAAAGUUAAUAAAAGUGCUUAGCAUGUUCUCCUCAAGCCUACAGGACUGUUGGUUUGAUUCUCGCCUGCAUGUUCUCCGCAUGCUUUGUUUCCUCCACGUGCUCUGGGUUUCUCUCCAGUCCAAAGGCAUGUGUUGUGGGCAGGUUGGCAUCUCUAUAUUAUCCAAAGUGUGAGAUUGUGCCCUGCAAUGGGUUGGCACCAUGUCCAGGGUGUCCCCUGCCUCAUGCCUGAAUCCCAUGGGAUAGGCUCCAGGCUCCCCGUGACCUGUGUAGGAUAAGCAGUACAGAGAAUAGAUGGAUGGAAGGAUGGAUAUAUGGAUAUUGACUGCCUUCAUGUGGCCCAAUUUAGGAAGUGCAUGUUCCCCAAGACAUAACUGUUUAGAGCAGCGGUUCUCUACCUUUUUUAAAAAAAAUUUGUGCACCCUACACAAACACCAAUGCUAGACAGUGUUAAAUCUGGUUUAUACUCGACAUGUCCGGAAAAAAUUAUGUCAUUGCGGAGUGUGCGGUCGAGCAUGUUGAGUGCGCAAGGCCUCAUUUCUCGUGGCGAUCUGCAUGGCACCGGAUCCGGAAAUGAAUGACUUGGAGGCGACUCUUGCCGGAAGGUACGAUUGUACAGGUAUCUCUAUGAUCCAUCCAUGCGGGACCUUAGAGAGAGCCAGAUGACACAAAAUUCAUGGAAAGGUUUUCAAAAUAGUGAUUUGCAUUUGCUUUGUACGUACUGCUGAGAUGAUAAAGCCAAAGCUGACAGUCACUACACUACACCAUCAGACACAGUGAUUACACCUCAUUCUGCUGUCUUUAUACACAGACCUUUACACUCAUGGUGAACAUCCAGAGUGAUCAUUCUGUAAUAUCUUUCAUUUAUCUCUAUACAUAAAGAGACAUUUACACUGAUGGUGAACAUACAGAGUGAUCAUUCUGUAAUAUCUUUCUUUUGUCUCUUGUUAUAGGAGACCUGGAUCUCCAGAAUUUGUAGUCUCAGCCCUGCCGUUAUUUAUUUCUAAAUGUAAAUACAAGCUGAUAUAAUAUGCUAAGUUCAUAUAUUAUAAUUGCCUUGAAAUAUGUUUUAUGAUUAAACUAUGUAAAGAACCUCAACCUUGACAGCCCAGGGAAAUACAAUCGCAUCAGGAGAAAGAGAGGUCCAAGAAGAAAAAGGGAACAAGCCUGCCCCAAGGUAUCCAGAGAUAUGGAGAAAAACGGAUUGGAAAAUCUUCCGCUAAGAAGGCUGGUCCUGACGUUCUUUAACCGGACAUGCGAGGUUUACAACUCGACACGCUGGAUGUGAAGAGAACUGAGGAACUAAUAUUGGAAAGUAAUUGUUUAAUGAAGAAAUGUGAUAGUAUAAGGAGUGUCUUGAAUAAAAAAGGGGGCUGAAGCUACAAUGUUAAAAGACCGAGCUAAAUUUAAACGUGCAGAGAGCAUUACGCAGCUAAAUCAGAGAUAUGGACAAAAAUGCACUGAGAAAAUGAAACAAGAAGCACAUGUCUGUCUUGAGAGGCCUAGACCAUCUAUUUUUACCACACAGGUGGACACAUUGGAAAGAUUGAUCAAAAGCAUUGAUAUAAAAUUGAAGCAUGUCAGUGAACCAUAAAAGAACAUUUAACAGUUUGAGAACUGUUUCUCAAACCACACAGCUUCCUGUUUUUCUCUUAAGAAAACAAGUUAUCAUUCUUUACCGAUAUGUUGAUCUUUAUGCUGUACGGUUUUGUGAGAAAUACCUGCUAUAUUCUUGUUUUUCUCUUAAGAAAGCGCCAUACACUUUUCUGUGAAUUCUAUUUUAUCUCUAAGAAAGCAAGUUAACACUCUGUUGACCUUUAUGCUUUCUGCUGACAACGCUGCUACAUUCUAUUUCAUUUCUAAGAAACCGAGCUAGUGCAUCAAACCUCAUCUUGUUUUUUUCGCUUAAGAAAGCGAGCUAGAGUUGUACACUUUUCUUAGAAAUAACUGCUACACUUUUGUUUUUCUCUUAAAAAAGCGAGCUAGCGCUGAACACUUUUCUGACAAAAGACUGUUUUUUUCUGACAAAAGACUAUAUUCUAAGUUUUUCUCUUCAGAAAGUGAGCUGGCGCACCAAGACUGCAUGAUAUUUUGAGCAUCAUGCUUAAACCCUAGCACCUGAAACCACAAUAAAUAAAGGUAUAAAUACUUGGAAUAAGCCAGCAUUAAUUUGCCACUCCUCGGGUGAAGGUCUUGUCAUUUUAAUUUCUUGAAAAAGGAAACCACUAUUCAGAUCCUGCGUGGUCUAAGGAUUUUCUUUAUUUUAUUUUUCUCUAUAUUUUGAGUUAAAAGUAAUUGUAAUCCUUUUGUUUUUUACUUUAAUAAACCGAAGUCUAUAUAAAGGAUGAUUCGUAUAUUUCAC
Ictalurus punctatus (channel catfish) is the source of this 3378-nucleotide messenger RNA. RefSeq names its product histone H3-like. The transcript has 2 exons. Gene Ontology annotation, molecular function: structural constituent of chromatin; DNA binding; protein heterodimerization activity. The record is from RefSeq and is a predicted model, not a curated record. Bases 218 to 628 code for a protein of 136 amino acids. Gene Ontology annotation, cellular component: nucleosome. Lineage: Eukaryota; Metazoa; Chordata; Actinopteri; Siluriformes; Ictaluridae.